CUCCUCCCCCGAAAGCCGCGACCGAGUGGCCCGGUCCGCGCGCGCAGCUCGCGCCCAGCGCUCUCCAGCCGGGGUGGCGGCGGCGGCGGCGGCGGCGGCGGCGGCGGCGGCGGGGGAGGGGUGCGGCGGGGGAGGGGAGGAGGCCUGGCCCCGCGGUCGCAGCCGCCACCGCCCGCCCCGACCUCCCGGACCGCCGCGGGGCCACGGGCCCGAGCCCCGGAUUCGCGCUCCGGAUUCGCCUCGGCUCGGCCGCGCGUAUAUUUGCCUUCCCUCCAUGAUCUCCAACACUAUCCGAUAAAGUAGAAGCAACUGAGGUACCGUGAAAGAGAAAGGAGCUGGAACUGAGAAAAAGCAGAGAAACUGAAAGGCCAACGUGGGAGACAAAGAAGAGCCUGAAAGAGCCAAAUCUUACCUUCUGGACCAUGGAUUCGGACGGAGAGCGCGAGGACUCGGCGGCUGAGCGCGCCCGACAGCAGCUAGAGGCGCUGCUCAACAAGACUAUGCGCAUUCGCAUGACAGAUGGACGGACACUGGUCGGCUGCUUCCUCUGCACUGACCGUGACUGCAAUGUCAUCCUGGGCUCGGCGCAGGAGUUCCUCAAGCCGUCGGAUUCCUUCUCUGCCGGGGAGCCCCGUGUGCUGGGCCUGGCCAUGGUACCCGGACACCACAUCGUUUCCAUUGAGGUGCAGAGGGAGAGUCUGACCGGGCCUCCGUAUCUCUGACCACGAUGGCGCUUACCUUUCAGACUUCAUUAAACUUAUGACCGAA
Homo sapiens (human) is the source of this 768-nucleotide messenger RNA. RefSeq names its product N-alpha-acetyltransferase 38, NatC auxiliary subunit (gene NAA38). Gene Ontology annotation, cellular component: NatC complex; cytoplasm; nucleus. The record is from RefSeq and is marked validated. The coding region runs from base 423 to 722 and encodes 99 amino acids. NCBI's taxonomy places the organism in Eukaryota, Metazoa, Chordata, Mammalia, Primates, Hominidae. The transcript is spliced from 5 exons. Gene Ontology annotation, molecular function: RNA binding.